AUGCUCUCCUACGAUAUCAUCAAGGGGUUAGCCAUCUUCUUCGCGCCCAUAUUAAUACCCAAGGCAAUCGCACUCUUCCGCUCAGUUAGCUCUCACGUCGCAAACCGCCCGCCUCCUCAACCUCUCCCCCCGCUCGCCUCGCGUGCUCUUAACAUCCUCUUCUUCUCGACCGCGCUUUUCCUCGCUCUCAGUCUCCCGUCCGGAAACAACGUACUAUCCAAUAAAAGUUUUGGAACAAAUGAUAUCUUUAAACUCACGAAUUCGCGCUUCAAUACGCCUACGGAAUUACUCUUUUCGCGCCUAAGGCGACUAGGUGGACAGUAUGAAGUUGAAAGCGAACAUGAUUCAACCCUCAAGAAACUAUUUACCUCCCCCAUUGCAAGGGGAGUGUAUUUACAACUUGGAUCAGAGCCUCUGAUAGCUUGUCCGUUUUGCUCGCUUGACAGCUCGAUCACAUAUCUGCUGUAUUAUCUACCAUUUAACACUCUUGUGCCGCAUCUCUUCCACCUACUCGUCAUCGGCGCAGUGACUUCUGGCGCUAUCGUGGGCCCCAAAAUAGCUCGAUGGAGGAACAAGUUUCUCAUCGGCUCCGUGGUGCUAUUCGUGCUUGAGCUGUGUGUUAUCCUACGAGCGACCUCUCCUCUCUUUUCCCUCACAGAAAAUACGCCCAGCGCUCAGCGCAAUAAAUGGACAAACAUAUACAGUCACUACCCAGACGCUCCAACGAGUUUGCAUGUUCAGCUAGUCACGCUGCGACCUCUAGCGUUUACUGUGUUUGACGCCAUUUGCGCAGCGCUUAUUUAUCUAUCAGCUACAGAUAGGCUGUUCUAUACCCCUCCCACGCCCGCCGAGCAGGCACAGCAGGUUGUAUCGAUGUCUGCGGCGACAAUGAUGACUGCCUUGACAAGGCUACAGGCUCUCAGCGUGACGAGAGGUGCGAUCGCACGCGAUCCGGAAUUAAGUGCAAAGUAUAGCGCUUAUCAUUGCGGGGGAGGAGGAGGGAAGGGAGAUGACGAGUGGAUAUGGCAGGAGGAAGAGGUUAUCAAUGCUGUGGCAAAAGUGAUGAAUGACAGAGCUUUGCAGUCAAAUACCCGUAGGAAUGAGAAAGGGGUUGAGAUGCUUAAUCCGAGUGAGUAUGUGGAUACGAUUACAGCUGGCUUGGAAGACCCCGUUAGUAGUUGA
This is a messenger RNA of Arthroderma uncinatum, 1182 nucleotides long. RefSeq lists its product as uncharacterized. Lineage: Eukaryota; Fungi; Ascomycota; Eurotiomycetes; Onygenales; Arthrodermataceae. The record is from RefSeq and is a predicted model, not a curated record. Bases 1 to 1182 code for a protein of 393 amino acids. The transcript is spliced from 2 exons.